GGGUCAGAAUCAAAUUCCUUUGUCCACACUUUCUCUGCAUAGGGCAUAGUUGCAGCCGUCAUGUGAUAACGGUGAAAAAAAACUCUACUUUCACAUUCCCUUUCCAUUACAGUUGAUCUUAUGCUUACUAAGUAGUGAAUAUAAGAACAUAUCCUAUUGUACAUUACAUAUGGAAAGUUAAAGUAUUACGUAUAUUUCUUUUGUGUAUAUUUGUUACGCCAAAAAAAAAAAAAAAAAAUCUUAUUUGUCUCCUAACAGAUGCGGUUGCAGUUGGUUCUAUGUGCUGUUGCUUGCUGCUUGCUUCCGUCAUGCACUGCUCAGCUCAUCCAAGGUCUGACAGCUGCUGGCAUCGGUGGCCCAGUCGCCGUGGGAUCUCUCUUUACUCUCAAUACGGCUAUGAUCAUCGCCCUCAUAUUAUCGUUCGGAGGAACAAAGAAGAAACUGCGACGCAAGAUCGGCAGACCCAUCCUCGUGCCGUACCACCGUAGCAGCUACACUUCCUACCGGAUGUCGAAGUCGGUCUCCGGGCCCACCGCAGACUCCCUCGAGGAUGAAGAAGAGCUCCUCCUUUCCGCCAUCGAGGAGCUGGACACCUUAGGAUGCGUCCCGAAGAUGCUGUGUCAUCUCCAGACCAAGAGUCGAGACCAGUGGAACGCUGAGGAAGCGGCGCUCGUCGACACCUUCAGCAGCACGACCAACGCUGCCUUCCUGUUUGCCCUCGACCUCGGGAGCAGAGUGCACAAUCCCAUCGCUUGUGAUCGCGCGUAUCCUAAAUGCACCUUGCAGGAUACUGACCUCAGGGCCUCCUUGCAGACGGCUGGGCAAUGUAGCUCUUUCCUCGAAGCAAUGCCCUAAUUGGCAAUCCUGAUUAUUAAUGGCAUUAAGCUGUUUUUUUUCUGGUUCUUAAGCCUACCGUGAUGAUCAAUAUGUAUGGUAAGAGUCCAGCACAAGAAGGAGGCCAUGAGUACAAUGUUUUCUCUGUUAUGU
This is a messenger RNA of Penaeus monodon (black tiger shrimp), 987 nucleotides long. RefSeq lists its product as uncharacterized. The record is from RefSeq and is a predicted model, not a curated record. NCBI's taxonomy places the organism in Eukaryota, Metazoa, Arthropoda, Malacostraca, Decapoda, Penaeidae. The coding region runs from base 259 to 855 and encodes 198 amino acids. The transcript has 2 exons.